Molecule: messenger RNA, 306 nt
Organism: Phytophthora nicotianae INRA-310
Lineage: Eukaryota; Oomycota; Peronosporomycetes; Peronosporales; Peronosporaceae
Exons: 2
Coding region: 1-306 (101 amino acids)
Source: RefSeq, a predicted model, not a curated record
AUGGAGGAGCAGCAGCAACAUGACGAGCCAAUGCUGAAGACCUGCGACUCGGAGGCCACGUCGUCCUACCAACUCGGCGAGAAGGGCAUCCGCGCCAUCGUGAGUAUUCGUUUACUGAGUGUACGCACCUUCGACGGCAACGGCGCGAGCUUCAGCGUGGCCACGGGCUUCGUGGUGGAUAUGGAGCGCGGACUGAUUUUGACCAACCGUCACGUGGUGACGCCCUGGCCCGUUGUGGCUGACGCCAUUUCUACCCACUGUAUCAACUCCACCCUCUGUAGGCCAGUGCGGUGUCUGUCUGUCUGA